Anolis carolinensis (green anole) is the source of this 3446-nucleotide messenger RNA. RefSeq names its product interleukin 22 receptor subunit alpha 1 (gene il22ra1). NCBI's taxonomy places the organism in Eukaryota, Metazoa, Chordata, Lepidosauria, Squamata, Anolidae. The transcript is spliced from 7 exons. The record is from RefSeq and is a predicted model, not a curated record. Gene Ontology annotation, molecular function: protein binding; cytokine receptor activity. Gene Ontology annotation, cellular component: plasma membrane. The coding region runs from base 277 to 2013 and encodes 578 amino acids. Gene Ontology annotation, biological process: cytokine-mediated signaling pathway.
CACUUGGCUUUGGGUCACAAUGCCGUGGAGAGACCUGACUCUUCGACUCAUGUGCCACAGUUUGCCUCUGGCGCACACGUCGGGAAGCGGGCCGGCAUUCGCACCCACCGGUGUGCCCUUUCUGCCCCAUGCGCUGCUGUGCCACCCGAGGCCACAUGCUAGCCAACGAGUAGCCGACAUACACCAGGACUCGAAUUCGGCACCUUCCCAUAAACAAGACAUCCAGGACUAGGUAUUAGAGGUGUCACUUCGCAGACUGAUCCUGCCAGACUCUCAAUGAAGGAACUUCUCAUCUUUGGCGUGUUAUGUUCCCUAGUGGGGACGUCACAGACGGAGAGAUCGCCGCUCAUUUUGGAGGCAACAUUUAAGUCCACAAACUUUGAAAACAUCUUCGUGUGGAAAGGUGGUGAGGAGACCCCUCCGGGGACGCUGUAUGAUGUACAGUAUAAAAAGUACGGGGAGCCAUGGCAGGAAAAAAGCGAAUGCCAGAACGUCACCCGGCUCUUCUGCGACCUCACCCACGAGACGGAGAACUUCUCCGAGCGCUUCUACGCCCAAGUGCGGGCCCACGUCCCCGAUUGUUGCACCUCCAACUGGGCCAUGUCCCCAAGGUUUCACCCCGGGAUGGACACGAAUAUUGGGAAGCCAGAGGUGAAGUGCAUCCCCAGCACCCAGUCCAUCCAGUUCUUCAUCCAGCCACCAAUGAGCCCUCUGAGGGAUGGAGACAACCAGACCUUGACCGUGGUAAAGAUCUUCAGUAAGAUUGGCACCAGCGUCGAGUAUGAAAUAAUAGUCUUCUCCCCAAAGACACAGCAGAAGUGGGUCAAGACUGUAAAAGUCGGUGAAUUUGAACUCACGGAUUUGGAAGCAGACACCGAAUACAAUGGAGAAAUCCGCAUCAAAACGUCCAAGAAAACCAGCGAGCCCUUUCACUUUCGAGUGAGGACUUUACCAGACCGCACCUGGAUGCCGUAUUUGUUUGUGGUGAUCCUUUUUAUGAUCGCGUUGAGCUUUGGAACCAUGUACUACUUGGUUGACAAGUACAUCAAACGGUACACUUUGGAGCAGCCGACAGCUUUAGAUUUCAAGGGCACUUCUCACUUCCGACCCCUGGUGCCAAAAGUGGAGCAAUUCCUGAUCCCGCAGAAUCUUUCCAAAUGCGGACGAAAUCUUCCAGAGAUGCAACUGGCGAGAGAGGCGAACCCCAAUCUUUUAGCAGAGCUGGAAAAGCACCAAAAAGUAUUUGCUUUGACCAAUUCGAUUUACCAGGAACAGGCCAAGCUGCCCUUCUUCGAGGACAUAAGUCAACCUGUGGCUCCAGCGGAUCACCUUCCUGCGUCUUAUGCGCCGCAAACCGUAAAGCACCGCCCAAUAUGUGUGACGGAUGGCAACCCUUCGGCUUCGACUUACGGAUUGUGCAUCCAAGGCACCAGUUGUGCCAACAAGGUGAGCUCACAGAGAGCUGCGGAUCCUGUUUCUUGUGCCGGAGACGCCAUAAACGGGAUCUACAAAGCGCAGAAUCCAGAACAGCGCUGGAUGAACAAGGCCAAUGAAGAGCCAACAUUGAUGCAAGAAAACGUGGAGCCACAACGAGACAACCAAGAUGUGAUGCCAUCACAACGUUCCUCUCUUCCAGAGGGAAUGACAGGGAGCUAUAGAAAGCAACCCAUGGACCUGUUGCAGGCCACCCCGAGGAACGUCCCAAAUGCUACCAUAGGUAUUGAUUCCGUCUCGUAUUCUCAACCAUUAUUUUUACCAGCUCAACUCUCUCACAAUCACAGUGCAAAGCAAUGGGACGGCUGGGAGUCGUUUGCCGAAAACACUAUCCGAUGGUCCUCUUUUGGCCUUCAAACAACAGACUGUGCAAAUAAGGGAUCAAAAACCGAGCCCGAAUCAGUUAGUGUUGCGGACGCCUUGGACACUGCUCCAAACAGCGGACUCUUUGCAGGCCUCUUCAAAGACUUGGAUCUGAAAAUCCAGUGGGACCACGGGACAGAGGAAGACGUUUAUUAGGAAACACAGCACUGCAUUCAUAAGGAAUUAACUAUCCCAAGCUGGACGACCCAGAAUACGAAACCCACAGCCAAUACUAAACCCAGAUAGCUCUCUGCUGCUCUAGAGACUCGGAUACAGAGCAAUGGGUACAAAUGGCAGGAAAAGAGAUUCCACCUAAAUAUUCAAAGGGGAAAAAUCCUGAUAGUAAGAGCUACUUUAGAAUCCAUCGGAGCCUCCUUCUCUGGAGGUGUUUAAGCAGAGGCUGGAUGGCCAUCUGCUGGGAAUGUUUUGAUUGUAUCAUGGGUGGCGCAAUGGGUUAAACCCUAGUGCUGCUGAAUUGCAGAACUGCUGAUCUGAAGGUCGGCAGUUUGACAGUUAAAAUCCGUGGGACGGAGUGAGCUCCCACUGAAAUGGCAGACAAAGGUUUGAGGUAAUGAGACAAAGAGAGUUCCGGUGGCUGUAGAAAAAAGAUGUUUUAUUCUCAGUGGCCAGAGAGAAUAAGCAAUAAGAAAAAGGACCUUCUCCUGUAAUCAGGAAAGUGAAGGUACGGAACAAAGAAACACAAGUUUUUAUAUACCCUUUUCCUACGUCAUCUAGGCAUUAUCCAUCACCAAUUAGUGUCAAAAAAGUCUUACUUUGCACUUUACUAAAAGUUACUUUUGCAUUUUCCUAAAAUAUAGGCUUUUUCAAGACCUCUGACCCUCCAUUAGGCCUUAUCUAAGGAAUUUCCUAUCUAGGCUCUCAGGGGUUCACAUUAAUUAAGGAAUUCCCCCCUAUCUUAGCUUUUAGGGAGCCAUUAGCACUCCUACACGACACCAGGUCAUAUCUUGACAUCCCAAAAGCCUUAAUUUGUCUUUUGUCCAUUAGCUUAUCUAUUCUUGUUGACACUUGACAUAUGUCUCUGGCACUUAGGGUGAACUUUGAUCCUGCUUAUGGGGAGACAGUUAUUUGCUGAGCAGAGUGUAUUUUGGGGCUAUAUGCACACAAUUCUGCUUGUGAUUACAUUUUUCCUUUUCUUAUUUUUAAUAUGAUUACAUUCAAUAUAUAGUUUCCAAUGCAAGUAUUAUAUUUUGCCAAUACACCUUCAUCACCACUGUUAGCCCUAGUUCCUGCCAACCUGGCUGUUUGAAAACAUGCAAAUGUGAGUAGAUAAAUAGGUACCGCUUUGGCGGGAAAAGACAAAAAAAAAGACACUCCAAGCAAUCACGCCAGCCACACAACCAGGAGUAAACAAAGCAGGCUCUUGACUUGAAAAUGGAGAAGAGCACCUCAUCCAAAGCCGGAAAUGAAAGGAGAAGCCUUUGCCUUUGCCUGUGUUGUCUGUCUCACUGUAUGUGUUUGUAAAUAGGACAUUGAAUGUUUGCCUUUGUCUGCUUUAUAUAUACUGUAAUCUGCUCUGAGUCCCUUUGGGGAGAAGGGCAGAAUAUAAAUAAAUUGUAUUAUUAUUAUUA